Messenger RNA from Grus americana (Whooping crane), 6945 nucleotides. It is a transcript of the gene CHRM2, whose product is annotated as cholinergic receptor muscarinic 2. The transcript is spliced from 6 exons. Gene Ontology annotation, cellular component: plasma membrane. Gene Ontology annotation, biological process: adenylate cyclase-activating adrenergic receptor signaling pathway; regulation of heart contraction. The record is from RefSeq and is a predicted model, not a curated record. Bases 1533 to 2951 code for a protein of 472 amino acids. Lineage: Eukaryota; Metazoa; Chordata; Aves; Gruiformes; Gruidae. Gene Ontology annotation, molecular function: G protein-coupled acetylcholine receptor activity.
UUUAUCUUCUUUUUUCCCCCCUUUUCUUUCUCGCCCUCUACCCUCCGCCCCUUCUUCGCCGCACCUAGGAUUUCAUCCGCUGCUGUCAUAGGAAAGCUCCCGCCAAGAAAAUAACGUCCAAGAAACGAGCUUACGUUUUGCUUCCUGGCAGAAGGAGCAGAACAAAACAUAGGGAAACUUUUGCUGAAAGGGUCCAUAGCGGUGCGGGUCACCGGGGAAAGGCAGCGAGAGGAGGGAAGGCAAAGCGAUUGCCCCCAACACAGAGCCUGCCUCUGUUGAGUUACAGUUGUGAUAUUAAUCCCAGAAUCGAGUCUAGCAUGUUAUAGCGGGGAAGAAGAGACGCAGUAGCCUGAUUUAGAGAAAUCCUCACAUUUUCCAAGCACUGUCCACAGGUUUUUUAUAUAAAUGCUGCAUUCCGACACAGGGACAUCUCCCGGACUAUCUAUCCUUCCCAAAUCCCGCUGUGACAUGCUUCUUGACGACUCCUGCAAAAUGUCACCGGGAGCCGGGAGCGGAGCCGCCCCCGGGGAGCGGAGCCUGCCCGCGGAGCUCGCUGGCUGCCGGGCAGGAGGGCACAGACGGGGCAGGGGGUAUCCCUGCCCUGUCCGGGACCAUGCAGGGAUGCGGGAAUAAGGGGAGGAGGCUUCCGCUGUGUCAGUGCGGUCCCUUGCCCCCCAGCAUCCCUCCUGGGUAGCGUGCACUUGCCGAGGGUCUGUGCCCGUCUCCGUUGCCUCAGGUCUCAGGUCCUGCCUCGGGAAGGGGUAGCGUGGGCGCGGGGAGCCCCGGAGGCGGGGAAGGUGUGGGGGUUCCCCGGCUCAUUUCCGACCACGCUUCCCUGGCUCGGUGCCCCUGGGGUCCGGUCCCCGGUGCGGCCAGGAAGCCGGGUGCGGCGGGUGCCCUGGCAGGGCUGAGCCGGUCCCGGCCGUGCCGCCGGGCUCCCUUCCUUUUCUCCCGUGCCGCCGCCGCGGGGUGCUUGUGGCCAGAAGGAGCGAGGUGAUGCCUUGAGAGGCAGCUCAGAUGAGGCUGUGGGAGAAAGACUGCCUCCCAGAAACAGCUCUGGGACGCCGAGGUCCUGGUGCCCACCCAGAAUCCAGCCAUUUCGGAGGCUCUGGAGGGACGAAGUGCUUUCCGGGCUGCUGCUUCUCGGGAAAAAGCCGAAUCCCCCCAUCUCGGACCACUCUUGGUUUCGCGUCUUCCCACCGGUCUGCUCUCUCUCCGUGCUUGCCGCCUUCCCCGCGGUUGCCCAAUGCAACUGAGCUCAGAAUUUGACUUUCACUGAAACAUAACUGCCCGAGGGUUCCCAGUCACUUUGCAUGUCUUAAAAGCUACUAAUUCUUCUAUCUCCUUUUUUGGUGAUGGAUUGACCAAUGUGGACACUGUUUUCCAGCACACUGGACCGAGACCAAGGAGAUCGUGGAUAAGCUCCUGAACAUGCCACCAGUCUCCUGCCUGACCUUUGACAAGUCCUGUGGCCUGACACAAAGCCUGCUGAGGCUUAAGUGAUAAUUGGGUACCUUGUUAGCAGAACAGAAAUGAAUAACUCAACGUACAUAAACUCUUCCACUGAAAAUGUGAUGGCUCUGGAGAGCCCCUAUAAAACUGUUGAAGUGGUCUUCAUCGUCCUGGUAGCAGGGUCUCUCAGUCUAGUCACCAUAAUUGGGAACAUCCUGGUCAUGGUAUCAAUCAAAGUCAACAGGCACCUACAGACGGUCAACAACUAUUUCCUGUUCAGCUUGGCCUGCGCUGACUUGAUCAUCGGCAUUUUUUCUAUGAACCUGUAUACCCUCUACACUGUGAUAGGCUACUGGCCCUUAGGGCCUGUGGUGUGCGACCUCUGGCUGGCUCUUGACUAUGUGGUCAGCAACGCCUCUGUAAUGAACCUCCUCAUUAUCAGCUUUGACAGAUACUUUUGCGUCACCAAGCCUCUGACAUAUCCUGUAAAGCGGACCACUAAGAUGGCAGGCAUGAUGAUCGCAGCUGCGUGGGUGCUGUCCUUCAUCCUGUGGGCCCCUGCAAUUCUCUUCUGGCAGUUCAUUGUGGGAGGAAGGACUGUCCCAGACGGGGAUUGCUACAUCCAGUUUUUUUCCAACGCUGCUGUCACUUUUGGCACUGCCAUUGCAGCCUUCUAUUUGCCUGUUAUCAUCAUGACUGUCCUUUACUGGCAAAUCUCUCGAGCCAGUAAGAGUCGAAUAAAGAAAGGGAAAAAGGAAGCUGCCCAAAACCAAGAUACAGCUUCCCCCAGCCUUGUCCAAGGUAAAAUAGUGAAACCAAACAAUAACAACAUCCCAACCAGUGCGGAUGGGUUGGAGCACAGCAAAAUUCAGAAUGGAAAAACCACUGGAGAGACGGUGACAGAGAACUGUGUUCAAGGGGAGGAGAAGGAGAGCUCCAAUGACUCCACCUCUGUCAGCGUGGUUGCUUCCAACAUAAAAGAGGAUGAAGCUGCCAAAGAUGCUAGACAGGCUUCUGCCUCCCAAGACCAUCUCAAAGUGGAGAACUCCAAGCUGACAUGCAUCAGGAUAGUCACCAAGUCCCAAAAGGGUGACUGCUGUGCCCCCACCAACACUACUGUGGAGAUAGUAGGCACCAAUGGGGAGGAGAAGCAGAAUAGUGUAGCCCGGAAAAUCGUCAAGAUGACAAAGCAGCCAGCCAAAAAGAAACCACCUCCUUCUAGAGAGAAAAAAGUGACAAGGACUAUUUUGGCCAUCCUCCUGGCCUUCAUCAUCACCUGGACCCCCUACAAUGUGAUGGUGCUCAUCAAUAGCUUCUGCACAUCCUGCAUCCCCGGCACUGUAUGGACCAUAGGUUAUUGGCUCUGUUAUAUCAACAGCACCAUCAACCCUGCUUGUUAUGCGCUCUGCAAUGCUACUUUCAAGAAGACCUUUAAGCACCUUCUUAUGUGUCAUUACAAGAAUAUAGGAGCUACAAGGUUUCACUUCCCUUCUGAGUGAUAGUUCUGCGAGAUGUAGAUGCCGGUCUUGAAGAGCAGCACUCCCUGGGUACCUCCUCCAGCUUCCCUGGCUGUCACCUGCGCCCCGUCGCCCCCAAGGCCCCAGGUGGCCCUGCUGCUGGUGCUGCCACGUCUUCACCUUGGGCUUGGCCAGAGGAUCCCAGCGGCACGUCCACACCAUGUGCUGCACUGGCCACUUCUGUUUCACACAGAAAUUGAGCAAACUGUGCAGGUGACUCAUGAGGGGGGAAAAAAAAAAAAAAGGCAAACAACAAAAAGCUGCAGCUAGCACUUCUUGCCCUCUCUUUUUCUUCCUCUUAAUUAUUUCAAGAAACAGGCUAAAACUGAAAAGGCCCAACCAACCCUUGGCAGUAGCCCUGCUGCAGCAGGAUCUGUCACGACGGCAGCCCGUGGGGAGCAACUCGUACUGUCAAAGGCCAGACCUACCUUCACUCUUCAGGGAGAGGACAACAGCCUGAAGAUAUGUCAAUCCAACUGGCACCUUUUCUGAGUAUUAAAGACAUCCGUGGUUAAAAAAGGAAAAGAAAGAAAAAAAAAGAAAGAAAGAAUGAAAGAAAGAAACAAGCUGAGGUAAUGUUGAAAAAUAUAUUUUCUAGUGCUUGCUUUCUUUUUUGCCUCACAAAUGCUCAUGGGGAUGGGAGUGUUCAAUUGAACCCCAGGGAUUAGUUGUCUGGCAUCCACAAAGCAUAAAGGGGACAAAAGAAAGUGCUAAAUCUAUCAGUCCUCUGUUUUAUAUUUUUCUGGUGGAGGAAAACAUAUUGACAAGAGGAGGCGUCUUUAGCAAACGUGAGAACAGCCCACACGCCAGUGAGGAAACCCACGGGGUGUCCCAGCUGCUUCUGGUCAUCCCAGCAGGGGCAGGGGCAGGAGGCGAUGGACAUUUUAUUGUUUGUUUCAUCUCCUGACGGAUUUGAACAUAUCCAUGUGUCUGCUUUGCAGUGAGGCUUGCUAGUAAGCUCACUGGCCCCUUCCCCAUUUUUGAUUAAUUUUGAUCCCUGUUCUUCAUCCCUAUGGAUGCGAUGGCUGCCCCAGCGCUGCUGGUGGAUAUGGCUCCUGGUUUCUUCUUCGGUUCUGAGGCAGCGGCACACUUUGCAUUUUUCACCUCGACUGCCGGCAGCUCUCCUUGCCACUUCUGUUACCUAAAACCGUUGCUGGUACCGGCCUUGCAGGACGAAAUAGGUAAAGCAUCCUCACAGCCACUUUAUGCCGCAAAACUGGCGUGAUGCAGCUGGGGGGCAGAAAGAGUGCUGCUGGUAUUUGUUUUCCCUCCCUCCCCUUACAAUAGUUCCUGUAGAUCUUUAUUUUUUGACAAACCAGGUUGCUUCUCGUGAGAAGCCAAAAUUCUUAGGAAAGAAACAGAUAGCCAGAAAACAAACUCCGGUCCUGUGGGUGGGGGGUUUUCGCUGACAGGUAGUGGGUUUGGCAUCUAAUAGUCUUUAACAUUUUUAAAGAUCUCCAGGAUCCUAGAUGGCUCUGUACUCUCAGCUGACAGCAGUGCAAGUGGCAGAGAUUGAGAAGCUAAAAAGAGGCAAGCUUUUUUGGCAAGCUUUUUUUCAUCCCUGGUUCUACACAUGUUUUAUAUAACAAGUCUAGAGACACUUGCUAGGGCCGUGAUUUCUAUACAGUAUGCUUUUAUUGUUCCUGUAUAUAAGGAAAAGCUCUAGACUUCUAAGAAAUCUUUUUCCUUUUUUUUUUAAUUUAUAGAAAAUCUUUCCCUGAAAGAAGCUGAUAGAUGGUCCUUAAUUUGUUGUGGCUUCUUUUCUCGUUUCUCUGCUUGUCUUCCCUCUUUUGUCUUGACAAAAGUCUUGACACAGUCUUGACAAAAAACUUUCCUCCUUCCUCACUUUAAGAAGAUGUCGCUUGUGUUUCAGCUACAGGUGUGCAGUUUCUCAUGCCUUUCAGGCACUGUGAAUGCUGGUAUUUGAACUCUUUAAUCCCACCAAAAAUACUGCCUUUCCUACCAUGCAAAUCUCCUCCACUGAAAUCCAAACUACCAUGUGGAAUGAGAAGUUCCACAAAUUCUUUCUGCAUGGGUUUUAAAUUGGAAGCAAAAAAAACCCCUCACGUAAAACAAAGCCGAAUCAAUUCUAUUCUUCUCCAGUUUUUUCAUUUCCAUAUUAGAAACAAGGGUGGAUAAUGGCAAAGAGUGAAUGUUCUUAUAGUGGAAUAUCACACAGAAACAUGCACGGAUUAAUUUUAUGCCCUGUGCAAUAGUAAGGCAGCCAUCCCUUCCCUUGAAUCCCCUUUUAUUCCCGUGCUUACUAUCAGAGUAUUCACUGAGAUACCAAGCCUAAGAAUGUAAUUACAGCAAGGCUGAGUUGGACAUGAAUCAUUUACCACAACCAAUGCAACUAUUUCUCCUCCAUUUUCACUUCCGUCCCUUUGCUAUGGCCUCUUUUGCUACACUGUGGAACUUGAGGGUUACACGAGCGUAUCAGUCCUCCCAGGCCUCGUAUUUCAGGAUAUCGGGUAGACUUGUGAUACGCAUUUUCUUCCAGUAUUAACCAAAUAAAGGGAAACAAGUUCUGGUGUCUUUUCACCUUCCAAAGCUCUGCAUAACCUGAAAAGUGCAAUUAGGUAGCUACUCUUUUUCAUCUUUUUAUAGUGAGUUUCUUUUUUCCGUUGGGUUUUGGUUUGGGGUUUUUUUUUACCAUACUUGCCAAGAAGCACAUGGACACUGUUUUCUUUGCAAUGCCCCAAAGUGCUCUGAGUCUCUGGGCGAAGCGGCUGCGGGCGGUACGUGAGGCAGUAUGAUCACAGUCCGUGUCACAGCGGCCUUUGGAAGGCAGGAUUUCACUGGGUGCUUAGCGUUUGGACUGUCUCACCCGACAGCACUGAAGAAAGCACAGAGGGACACGCUUGGCAUGCCCUGACUUGCAAAGGGACAGGCAGGUCAUGGUCGGAUUGCUUUUCUGCUCCACCCAGCUCAUAUAGGCUAUGGGGAGGGGGGGAAAUUUCUGCCCCCGCCGGAGGCUCUGUCUCUACACCUCUACCCCAAAGACGGCCCUUCUCUGAAGCACAUUAUGGUAGCAGUGGUAGUGACAAUAAUAAAAAACUCUUGUGAGAGUGCCAUGGUUGCCAAUAAACAGACCUUCUUAUAUCUUAUCUCUUAAUUCUGGUGUCACUUUGCAGAGGUGGUUGGUAAGUUAGAGACUUGCAGUUUGUAAAUACCUUUAGAUAGUGUGUUUUAACAUGACCAACACCAUAUCUUGACUGUGUAAAAAAAAAAAAAAUUAAUACAUUAUGUGUAGUACUAUCCAGAUAAGGUUAUAAUGUAAAUAUAUCUACAAUGAAUGUCCAAUUACUCUUCAAGCUCUAUGUACGAGGAAGAACCUCAUCUCUUCUUGAGACUUUUUUUAACUUAAGGGUAUGGAAAACCUGUUAUUCAUUUAUAUAAAAAAACCAACUGCAAUGUUUUCUUCAAAACAAAAUACUACUUCAAGGAAGAAGGGAAUGCUUUAUGUGUAUGUGAUAUCCAAAAUCUUAUGGUAAGACUGGGAACUGAGGAUCUUACAAGUCGGUUACUGGUCAAAUUCUUGAUGCUGUACAUUUGAUCUCAUAUAAAUAAGAUAAGCACAAGUUUAUGGUUAGCUGUGUAAAGCUGACCCACUUGAUUACAUAUACAUUAUAGAUAUAUAUUUAUAUAUGCUGUAUAGAUAUAUACAUAUUAUACACAGCAUUCAUACAGUGAAAGCAAAGUUUGAUAAAGUCAUAUUAACUGGGAAUUUGGAUGUAAUGUUGUGCUCCAUUUGGAAGAAAAAUGUCUGUGUUAUUCAGCAACAUUCAAAUACGUUAUGCAGAAUGGAGGAAGAACGUGCUUCACCAAAACAACUCAUGAAGGACUGAGAUGAUGAGGGUUUGAAAUAUCUAAAAUUACAUGCCAUAUAUGUGUAUGUACUUCUGCUGAGUUGUAUUCCUAGUUAAAGCAUUGCAUUAAACAGCAAAUUAUAACAAUAAUAAAAAUGUUUUUGUAU